AGUCGGCGGCCGCGCGCAGCACGCUUGGGGCCCGGAUGGCGGCGGCGGCGGCUGGAAAUGGGACACCCCGCGAGGAGGAGGGGCCCAGUGGGGAGGCAGCGGCCCCGCCGCCGCAGGCCCCGACGAGUGUGCCCGGAGCUCGUCUCUCGAGGUUGCCGUUAGCGCGAGUGAAGGCCUUGGUGAAGGCGGACCCCGACGUGACCCUCGCGGGACAGGAAGCCAUCUUCAUUCUGGCACGAGCAGCGGAAUUAUUUGUGGAGACCAUUGCAAAAGAUGCCUACUGCUGUGCUCAACAAGGAAAGAGGAAAACCCUUCAGAGGAGAGAUUUGGAUAAUGCAAUAGAAGCCGUGGAUGAAUUUGCUUUUCUGGAAGAGAGAGCUCGCAUGCUUGAGCGAGAGGGGCAGAGAGAGGGGGAAAGAGAGAGAAUCCCAAGAAUCCAGUACUGUCAGCUCAACGCGGGGUUCAACAUGAGCUGAGCCGAAAUCAAGAGUUGGACUCUUAACUGACUGAGCCACCCAGGUGCCCUAUAGUUAUUAUUUUGCCACUGGGAGAUUAUGUACUUGCCUGUUUGUUGUUAAGAAUUUUGGAUUAAGUUGUGUACUAAGUCUUGUCAUUGAAAUAGAAAAUAUUUGAGAUACCUUAUUUUAGCUAUCUUCUUUCAGGGCUAUUUCUCCUAUUUAAUUACUAUAUCUGAUCAGCUUAUUGUUCCCUGCACAAAUUCUACUUGAAUAUGUGAAAGCAGUGCACUUGGAGUUCAUUCUUGCCCUUACAAUACCAGGGUGUUCUCAUUAUCUCUUUCAAGCCUCAUUAUCUCCACAAAUCCUUUGUGGCUUUAUUUAUUUCACUAGUUUUCUCUUUUGUUCUGUGUCAUAUAUAUCACUAUUUUUCUCUUUUGUUCUGCGUCAUAUAAUCUGGGCCUCUCACCCUUUUGAUACAUUCUUUUAAAUGUGUUUCAAGAUACAUUUCCAUAGCUAGCUUCAAGUCUAGAUUAUUGAGUAUUCUUUCAGUUUGUAGGUCUGUCUUAACCCUUUUUUUGCUUACUCAUUUUUCUUAGUAACUUGUUACCUGCCUACCUAAGGAAGGCAGCUUCUUGUGACAGACUUCCCAUCAGUUCUCCAAAAAUGUUCAGAGCCUGCUUUACCAGCUCACUUUUAGUGACCAGUUUUUCAGAGUAUAUAAUAAGAUAUGUAUUUUAAAGAGAUAACACUACAGACCUGUGGAUGAUGAAUUGGAGGGUACCACAGAAUAGAAGUGGAGAGAUCUUAUGUAGUUUU
Molecule: messenger RNA, 1274 nt
Organism: Panthera uncia (snow leopard)
Lineage: Eukaryota; Metazoa; Chordata; Mammalia; Carnivora; Felidae
Gene: POLE4
Product: DNA polymerase epsilon 4, accessory subunit
Exons: 4
Coding region: 36-476 (146 amino acids)
Cellular component (GO): nucleus; epsilon DNA polymerase complex
Molecular function (GO): protein heterodimerization activity
Source: RefSeq, a predicted model, not a curated record